Messenger RNA from Ctenocephalides felis (cat flea), 4521 nucleotides. RefSeq names its product adhesion G protein-coupled receptor A3-like. The transcript has 13 exons. Gene Ontology annotation, molecular function: G protein-coupled receptor activity; protein binding. Gene Ontology annotation, cellular component: plasma membrane. The record is from RefSeq and is a predicted model, not a curated record. Lineage: Eukaryota; Metazoa; Arthropoda; Insecta; Siphonaptera; Pulicidae. The coding region runs from base 1 to 4521 and encodes 1506 amino acids. Gene Ontology annotation, biological process: G protein-coupled receptor signaling pathway; cell surface receptor signaling pathway.
AUGAAAGUUAAAUGCAAUUUAUUAAGUGAAGAUGUUGAUAAUUUACAAAAAAUUAACUUUGGCGAUUUUGCUUUAGAUAUAAUUCAUUUAGAUUUAAGUGAAAAUCAACUGACCAAGUUAGAUAAUUUUUCAUUCUCAAAUUUAACCAAUUUAAAAAGAUUGGAUUUAUCAGCAAAUCUUGUACAAAAUUUAGAUAAAAAGUAUUUUCAAAGUAUGAAGAAUUUAGAAAAAUUAAUUCUUAGGCAAAAUCAAAUAAAAUCUAUACCACAAGGAACAUUUCAAAACUUGCUGUCGUUAAAACAACUAGAUUUAUCAGCAAAUCCUUUGAAAUGUGAUUGUGAUCUAAUUUGGAUAUUAGACUGGGCGCAAAGGAAUUCUGUGAAAUUAUCACCAGGACCAAAAUGUCAAAGUCCUUCAGAUUUCAAAAAUAGUUCUUUAAAGAAAUUAAAAGUCGGUAUAGAUAUGCAUUGCGAGACGCCUAUCACUCAGCAAAAUCAUGUUCAAUUGAACCCAAGAUACAAUCAGGUUGUUUUUGAAGGUGAUUCUUUGCAAAUACAUUGUUUAAUAAGCAGUAAAUACAAUACUGAUGAAAAUUUAGAUCAAAACACAAUAUCUCCUUGGAGUUGGACACCGCAUAAUUCAAAACAAUUCUCAAUAGACAUUAAAUAUAACGAUCUUGCGAGUAUGUUUCCAGAUAUAAACAUAAUUAAUAGAUUUGUAUCCGAUGGUGGAAUCAUUGAUUCACGUCUAGAUAUUGAAAACAUUCGUCACAAUCAAUCUGGACAAUUUUCUUGCAAAAUGGUAUCACCCAAAAUGAAUGUCUCCAAAAGUCUUGAUGUAGUUGUUAUUUCGAAUGAAACAAAAUAUUGUCAAACAAACACCACAAAAGAUAAUAAAGGCAUAUAUACUUGGCCUGCUACGGUUGUUGGUAACAACGUAGUUUUAAGAUGCCAAGGACAAAGUAGCGGUCAAGCAUUUGCAACUCAUUAUUGUUCUGUUAAUGGGAAUUGGUCUGGUUUGAACACGAGAGGUUGUCCAUAUGUGAACGAGAUAACAAAGAUACUAGAACAAUUCGCAAAGGUCAACUUAAGUCUGACAAGAAAUACUAUAGUAGAAAGUUCACGAGUCUUAAGGAAUUUAACUUUGGUAUCUGCAGCUAAUAUAACAAAAUAUAAUGAUCCCGAUGAUGUAGUUUUUAUUGUGCAUACCUUUCAUAAUUAUAUUGAAUAUUUGUCCCAAGAAAAGGAAUUAGGACCUAUACUAAUAGAUAUAGCCAGCGAGCUUAUGAAAUUCCCAAAACAUAUUUUAAAUGCAGCUCAAAGACUUAAUAAUUCUUGUACUGAACUUGUAAGAGAUUUAGAACUUACUGCUUCUUUUGCACCCGCACUCCAAAAAAAUCUUGCUUUGGAAGAAUUUCAAGUGAACCAAGACAGUUUUACUGGUUUGACUUGCUCAUGGCAUAUUUUUGAAGAUGCUAGAGUUUUUCAUUGCUCUAUUUCAAACCAAUCACUGUUACGCAGUCCACAGAAUCAUCUAAUAGAUGCCAUAAUACAGAUUCCACCUUCAGUUCUUAGAGAUUUUGACACUCAAACAAAAUCAGCUCCUUCUUCACAUAAUCUUCUAGUUGGCAUGUUUGAAAAUAAUAACUUUUUUCCCAUAUUAAAUAAGAACGGCUCGGAAAAUUUUAAUAUACUAUCAUGUAUAGUUGGAGUAAAAAUAGAAAAUCAAACCAUUAAAAAUCUAAAUGAACCGAUACAAAUUAUGCUACGACUGCCGAAUUUUAUGCGGGGCGAUAGAGCUCCAAUACCUGUCUGGUGGAAUCAGCAAUUGCUAUUGGGACAUGGAGAUUGGUCAAUGGAAGGAUGCCACUUAUCUUACACUAAUAAUGAAUUGUUCAUAUUCACUUGUGAUAAUGUUGGAUAUUAUGCACUUAUGCAAGAACCAUCUAUAGCUAAUUCUAGCAGCAAUGAACCGAUGGGUGCCAAGUUUAGAUUCCUGCAUUUAGCUGUGUACAUUGGAAGCUGUUUACAAUUUAUCUGUUUGAUGAUUACCAUUGUAACAUAUAUAAUUUACUUCAAUGCUAUUUUGAUGCCAAGAAAGACAAAACAUUCAUUGAUUAACACUUGGAUUGCUAUGUUGUUACUCUGCUUAUCGUUUACAUUAGGCAUUUUUCAAACCGAGUCAAGAUUAUUAUGCCAGACCGCCGGAAUUAUACAGCACUACUUAUUUUUAUCAUGCCUUUUGUGGAUGUCUGUAACAGUCAGUGAUAUGUAUAAAAGACUUUCUGCUAAGGAUCCUGUUUUAUCAGAUGAUUUAUUACAAUCAGAACCACCAAUCCCUAAACCAAUAGUUGGUUUGUACCUGCUAGGAUGGGGAGUUUCUCUCAUAGUAUGUGGUAUUUCUGGUGCAGUCAACAUGAAGCAAUAUGCAUCUUUCGAUUAUUGCUUCUUAUCAUCCAAAGCAUCGUUAACUACAGUUUUUGUUCCAAUGUCAGGAAUGAUAUUAUUUAUUAUAUCGAUGUUUUUAAUAGUUUGCUGGGCUAUCAGACGCUAUGAUAUGUUAGGACAUAUGUCGGAAGGAACUCAGGCAACAGAAAACGUUGAUAUAGAAUUGCUCGAACCUCAAACGGUGACAAGUGGUGGUAGACAGAGUGCGCAAAGUAUUUCAACGCCUACAUCGUGCGAAAUGGAAGACCAAGAGAAUUCUCCGAAAAUUCAAUUAAAAGCGCAUGUAAUAGUGUUAUUUUUACAUUGCUGCAUGUGGUCCACUGCAGCAGUUUAUAUCAGCAGGCCUCUGAAGCACCUAGUAAUAUACGAUGAGGAUAUAUUCGGCUCGCUGUAUGGUAUUUCAGCAUCAAUAUGUGGAGUUUUCAUAUUGUUUUUCUAUAGUGUUGCGCGUAGCGAUGUUCGCAGCCAAUUGGAGACCAUGAUAUGUUGCCCGAAAGGUCAAAAGCGUUGGUGUCGUUCGAGAACAAUUUCCGACGCCACUUCAAAUAAUAAACCUCAGCAGGUAGAACUAUUAGGCAGUGUCCCUUUACAGCCAAUAUCCAAUCAAGACGCGGCAGCACUUGCUCUAAGUCAAUCUUUACACGCAAGUUCUGGGAAAACCAUCAAACGUAACAGUGGUAACGCUCGGGAUUUAAUCCCUAGUGCAGAGAUGUUCUACAAUCCCAAUCAGAGCAACGUAGCGCGAAAAUUUUUCAAAAAACAAAAACGCCACAUGAAGCACAAUAACUUAGAAAUCCAUCGACUAACAGAUGGAUCAAAGAGUGAUGGAGGUUCCAUUAUUUUCAAGCCUCGUUCGGCAUUGGAAGCCGGCGUUAUGACUACGAAUAUAUUUGCUACUAGUUCUAAAGUUAAUAAUAUAAACAUUCAUGCCGAACAGAAGCCUUGUAAUAAAGAGGUUCAGAAGCAUUGCAAUAUAUUAUCUGACACAGAGUCAGAUUUCAUAGAAAGAAUAAGUCCUCAUGCAAUACAUUUCAUACCCGCCUCGGACGGGAUGUGUGUUUCCAUGAAGCACAAGAAAAGCAAUAACGUUGCCAAUAUAUAUACAAACGUACCAGAAACUUCUUUACCGGAGCAUCAGAGGGUACCUUUGGUUAAAAAUGACUUUGCUUCAAUGUCUUCUGAAGAUACAAAAAUUUUGCGGCCAAUAUCCUCCAAAAUCUUAUGUGAAAGUUCUUAUGAUCCGACACCGAGUGUUUAUUCUGAGCUAGAUAGCACUUUAGAAGAAAAGAAAGACUUUAGUAGCAAUCUAGGCCCUUGUCACUCACCAAAGUCUUUUCUAGAUUUUGAUGAACUUAAUCACACUCCAACCAAAAACAAUGAAUUUAUGAGUGUAAAACAAGACCAUAAUAAUAAAUCUGAAAGUCCAAUUUUGUUCCCUUCUAAUAUUGUCAAUUUAUAUGACCAUAAAUCUGACAACGCCGAAUAUUUACGGUCAAGCAGCCCCUUACUAGAAGAUUUCAUAAACUAUCAUCAAGCAGAUGAAUUUGAACCCAAUUUUGAUAGUGACUGCAACUAUGUGCAAUAUCCUACUUCAGAAUUAAGUAUAAAAAGUCACGGCUUAUAUGCCCCUCAACCAGAAAUAGGUGGGAACGAUUUAAAUAUGACUUUGAUAAAUGAAGCUGAUCUAAGAUGCAUCCAAAAUCGCGUCCACGACAACGAUUUUCCUUAUCAGCCAUCAGAAAUAAGUGCUAUAAGUUCUUUAACCAAUGACAACAUACGUUCAGGUAAAACAUAUCAAAACUGUUCCCCAUAUAGACAAUCGUCAGCUAGUUUGAAUAGUGUGAGUGACAUCAUGCAAAGUUCCCAGUAUCAAGAUUAUGCCCAAGUGCAUAGUACCUCUAUCGAUGAUCUUUAUGAACAAAUCAAGUGUAGACCAAGACCAAGAACCAGAUCAUCGGCUUAUUAUGUCAACAGUGAAAAUUUCAAAUCCCCCCAUUCAAGAUCUAUGGAAUGUGAUUUGAAUAGUCAUGAGAGAAAUGACUUUGAUGUGAAGAACGAUAAAUACGAAAGCUAG